AUGCUGUGUAUGUUUUACGAGUCUUGUGAAAGAACGGAACGGAACUUUGCUCUGAACCUGCCGGAAGGGAACAGGAAUUUUAUGUUUAGCAUGAUGCAAUUACACAAGAUAAGCAGGAGCGUGCCUGGAGUCAGAUGCAUGCAUGUGAGUGGACGCAGACUAGCAGAGAAGUCCCAUUAUGAGAGACUGAAACUUCCGUUUGAUGCAACGACUGCAGAAAUCAAGAACAAGUUUAAGAAGCUGUCGUUGAAAUUGCAUCCGGACAUAUUGAAGUCACAAGGAUUGAGUGAUGCCGAACUUGAUGCAAAGUCAGACGAGUACCUGAAGGUGAAGAAGAGUUAUGAGAUUCUUGCCGAUGAUAAGAAAAGAGGGGAGUAUGAUCUACAUAUGGGCAUCAGACGAAGAGAGGGAUCAACGUCGCCUAACAGCUUUUUCAAAAGACCAGGAAACUCGUUCCACUUUCACGAGCAGUACAGAUACAACGACGUCCCUCACUUUGAUUCAAGAAAGCACCAGGAGAGAAACGAGAGGGUAGAGAAGCGGUUUAGGUACCAGCAGAAGGUGAACCAAAACGUCGACACCUUUGGUCGGGACUUGUACGCAAGAAACUUGGGUGCCCACGGGCCCCGGAAGGGCAUUUACAGAGAAUACACGUAUCAGCCUGACAUCCGAGAAGAUGAGUCUGAAGGGAAAAAGAUUGCGAUAAAAUUGACUAGUGGAGUUAUCGGUAUCUUUGUCCUGUGGUAUGUACUUUGCGGGAAUUACAAUACGGAGAAGCAGACGGGAGAAAGGGAAAAGAAGAUGUCAGAGAGUCGUGAAAGAGCAGCCAAGGUAGAGGCGGAAGCAGCUGCGGGCGCUGCUGCUGCUGCUGCUGCUGCUGCAAAGUCUGCCGAUGAGAAGCACGAGGAGGUGAACAGCACAAGCAAGAGCGGCAACAACAUGAGUGUCAACAAUGCGUACGGGCUGAUGUUGAUUGGAGGGGACUCAAAGAGGGAUGACAUGGAGGUCUUCGAAGAACAGACGUCCGAAGCUGCUGAAUGA
This is a messenger RNA of Pichia membranifaciens NRRL Y-2026, 1041 nucleotides long. RefSeq lists its product as hypothetical. The transcript has a single exon. The coding region runs from base 1 to 1041 and encodes 346 amino acids. Lineage: Eukaryota; Fungi; Ascomycota; Pichiomycetes; Pichiales; Pichiaceae. The record is from RefSeq and is a predicted model, not a curated record. Gene Ontology annotation, biological process: protein refolding. Gene Ontology annotation, cellular component: cytoplasm.